This is a messenger RNA of Spirodela intermedia, 669 nucleotides long. The record is from the annotation of a GenBank genome assembly. Lineage: Eukaryota; Viridiplantae; Streptophyta; Magnoliopsida; Alismatales; Araceae.
AUGGAAACUAAAGGGCUGAUGUCGUUACUCCGGCAAUCGGGAGACAAGAGGAAAACUAAAGGGAGCAGCGGCGGAGGGAUCUUCAAGAUGCUGAAGACAAUCCCUAUGCUGUCAACCGGCUGUAAGAUGGUAGCCCUGCUGGGCCGGCCAAGCAGGGCGCUGCUGCUCGGAGCCAGCACAAGGGCGACGACGACAGUGACCCUCUUUGGCUACCGUCGUGGGAAGCUCAGCUUGGCCAUCCAGGAAGGGCCCACGUGCCAACCCUCCUUCCUCAUCGAACUGCCCCUCCUCACCACUGCCUUCCACAAGGAGAUGGACUCUGGAGUGGUCAAAAUAGCAUUGGAAAGUGAGAGUAGAAGUCAACGUAGGAAGCUACUGGAGGAGCAUGUCUGGGCGGUCUACUGCAAUGGGCGAAAGUCAGGGUAUUCCAUAAGGAGAAAGCACAGCUCAGAAGAGGAUUGGCAUCUCCUAAUGGAGUUGCUACGUGGGGUGUCAAUGGGCGCCGGAGUGUUGCCGGCGUUGGAGGAGUCACCGGACGGCGAGAUGACCUACAUGCGGGCAAGAUUUGAAAGGGUAGUGGGCUCCAAGGACUCGGAAGCCUUGUACAUGGUGAACCCUGACGGCACUGGGGGUCCCGAGCUUAGCAUCUUCCUGGUGAGGGUGAAAUGA